This is a messenger RNA of Fonticula alba, 3969 nucleotides long. RefSeq lists its product as hypothetical. The record is from RefSeq and is a predicted model, not a curated record. Gene Ontology annotation, molecular function: ubiquitin-protein transferase activity. Bases 1 to 3969 code for a protein of 1322 amino acids. The transcript is spliced from 4 exons. Lineage: Eukaryota; Rotosphaerida; Fonticulaceae.
AUGGGCGGGGUGCACUCGUCGCCGCUGCCGGAUGACCUGUUCGACUCGCCCGCCAUCGAAGGCGCCUCGCCCGAGUACGAGCGGUGGCUGGCCAGCUUGUCGGGGAACAUCUCGAUCCCCGGAUCGCCGGGGCCCGGCGGGCCCGCCGGCCCGGACGCCCCGCCGCCGCCGCCACCCCCGGCCAGCAUUGUGGCCCUCUUCCGGAACAUGCGCCGGCCCGGGGCCGACGCCCUGGCCGAGCACGACCCCUCGGCCGGGGACCUGCUGCUGCUGCCGGGGACCGGGGCCGGGGGCCCCGCCGGGGUGUCAUCCGCCGCGCUGGCCGACACCGAGCUCGAGGCCCAGGCGGCCCUGCGCAUGCUGGGCAUCGACCCGGGGCACCUGCCGCCCGGGGUCCUGGCCACCGAGGCGCUGGAGUCCAUCCAGGCCGAGCGCGCCCACGACGCCAUAAUCCACGCAUCGCGGGUGUUGCGCUUCCGCCAUGGCCUCACCGACCAGCAGAUCUACCUGCUGCUGAAUACCCUGCGCAUGCGCCGGCAGGCGCUGAACUUGGAAAAUUGCGUGGCCCUCAUGCGCUCGGAGUCCGGCAUGUACGACGACCGGGGGGCCCAAAUGUGCCCGGUGCACAGUGUCCACACGCGGCUCCGGCGCCGGGCCCGGCGCUUGCGACAGCGUGAUCGGGAUCGGGCCGCGGCCGCGGCCGAGGCGGCUGCCCUGCGCCGGCGCCGGCCUCGCCGGGCCCCCUGUCCCGGGUGUGGCACCUGCGCCGAUGCGCCGGGGGACCCCCGGCCGGCCGGCCACCCGGCCAGCGCCGGCGCCAGCAGCGGCGCCAGCGCCCACUCGCCCUUUGUUCCGCUGCUGCCGGAGCUGGACCCCGCCGGGCCGGCCGUCCGGGACGCUGCCCGGGUCUUGACCACCAGCCAGCGCUCGGCCUCCUGGUCCCAGGUGAACAGCCCGCAGAUCGCCAGCCGCUUUGACAGCAGCGCCUCGGUGUCGGCCUCCUCCAGCGCGGAGUUCGUCCUGAAUGAGGACUCCCCGGUGCCGGCGCACGGGGUGCUGCUCGUUUCGCCGGGCUGGCGCGACUCGCUGGAUGCCGACAUCGAGGACUGCCUUUCCUCCUCCUCCUCCGCCUCCGCCUCCGGUGCGGCCAGCGAGGGCCCGUUGAGGGCCGGCUCCGACCUGGACGAGGCCGACUCCGACCUGGACGAGGCCGACUCCCACCCGGACGAGGCCGACUCCCACCUGGACAGGGCCAAGUCCCCAUUGGACGAGGCGGGCCCCCGGUGCUCUGGCGGCCCCCGGCCCCUGUUGCUGGACCCCAGCUACCAGGAUGGCUGCCCCUCGGACUGCCCCUCGGACCGGCAUUUCUCCCCGGGCCCGGGGCUGGCCAUCGCCGGGUCCAGCUCCGAGGACAGCCCGCUGGUCGUCGGGGUCUCGGACUCCGAGUGCAUUUGCGGCCAGCUGGCCGGGCUCUCGUGCGCCGAGCAGUUCCUCCACUCGGACCCCGGGUCCUCGGAUGGGGAGGCGUCGGCGCCGGCGGCGCACGCCCUGGCCGGCGAGGACCUGGGCCACGGCCCGGCCCUGGCGGCCGGCGGCCUGCCCGGGCUCUUCCGGCCGUAUCAGCAGCAUGCCGCGCACCCGGACUGGAUGGUCCUGCGGCAGCUCCUGGCCCGGGCCCCGACGCCGAUGCUGGCCGACUUGAACUGCCUCGGGGUGCCGCACUUCGCCCUCCGGGCGGCGGUCCUCCUGGCCAACGACCAGGACUUCCCGGAUCGCGUGGUGCUGGAUGCCGUGCGGCUGCUGAUCGCCCGCUGCCAGGAGGGCCUGGCGUCGGUCGACGCCCCGGGGCUGGGGAUCCGCUUUCUGGCCCUCUGCCGGCAGGCCUUCCGGGACCUGGCCCAGCGCAUGGACCAGGAGGCGUGGGCGGCCGCGGCGCUGGAGGCCGGGCCCGGGCCCCUGCCGGCCGACACCCCGACGGCCCCGAUGGCCGCCCUGGUGGCGGACCUCGAGCGGCAGGGGCGCCUCGGGGCCGGGCGCCCCGGGGUCGACGUGGACCCGGUCUUUGUGGACCCGGAGGACCGCCUCGCGCCGCCGGCCCCGGGCAAUCGCUUUUUGCACAUCUUCCAGCGGGCCGUCCUCCGGACGUACUUUCACCUGCCACUGGACCCUGCCUGGCUGGGCCCGUCGCUGCCGGAGCACGGUGCACGCCUUCUCAAGACGGCGGUCUUCGCCGGGGCCCCGGUCCUGACGGCCGCCGACUACCACCGGCCGCUGAUCAUGGUGGAUCCGCGGCGGCCGGUUCGCUCGACCAUGCACACGGUCAAUGCCCUGUCCUCGGAGGACCUGCGCUUCCGGUUCCUGGUCGGGUACGAGGACUCGUCCCGGCCGGCCGGCAGCUCGUCCCGGCCGCAAACCGUGGACCUCGGCGGCGUCACGCGCGGGUACCUGUCCGACGUGGCGCGCGACCUGCUGGGCCUGGUGCCGCACCUGACCGCGGCCGAGGUCUGGCAGUCUGACCCGCUGGCCGACUCGUCGCUGGCGCAGCGCCUCUACUCCACGGUCAGCCGCCGGCUACAGGAGACCGUGGCCCCGGGCGGGGAGCCGGGCUCGGCGACUUCCUCGCCGGGCCCCUCGCCGGGCCUGGCCGGGGCCCUGGCACCGGACAUCGCCGAGGAGAUCGCCGAGUUCGAGCGCCUGCACAGCGAAUUCCGCUCGCACCUGUGGACCGCCUACGGGCUGGGCUUCAACAGCGGCACCGCCACCGACAUCUUCCCCUCGGUGACCGCGGUCGGCGAGGGCUUUGGCCCGGCCUCGGCCCGGCUCUUCUCCUUCAUCGGCCGCCUGGUGGGGGUCUGCCUCCUCCACCCGGGCAAGUUCCUCUUCCCGCUGCCCCUGUCGCUGUCGCUGUUCAAGCUGCUGCUGGACCAGCCGCUCAAUGCCUGGGACCUGAAGCACCAUGUCGAUCGCAGCCUCUUCAACUCGCUGGAGUACCUGACCGACGUCGAUGAGGCCAUGCUCAGCAGCUUGGUGCUGAGCUUCAGCAACACCCUGCCGCCGUUCCCCAGUCCGGCCGGGCCGCGCGGCCCGGUCGGCCCGGGCCUCGGGGCCACCUCCUUCACCACCUUCAACCUGGCCCCGGAUGGCAGCAACAUCGACGUCAACAAUGACAACCUCUUUGCCUUCUUCACAUUCCACAUCAGCGGCCGGCUGGGCGAGUUCUCCCUCCCGGCCAUCGAGGCCUUCGUCAAGGGCGUGGCCAUGGUCGUCCCCUUGUCCCUGCUGCGGUGCUUCUCGGCUCGCGAGCUCCAGACCCUCACCUGUGGUCUGCACACCGUGGACCCGGAGCAGCUGCUGGCCCUGCUUGACAUCCAGCAGCCGCUGAACUGCCCGUUCGCGGCCACCGGCUGCCCCCCGGCCCCGAAGGACGCCACCAUGGAGCAUAGCCCGCCCGACAGCCCGGACGGCCCGGACAGCCCGGAGGGGGAUCUCGAUUGCCUGGAAGCAGGUCCCCUCGGCCGCCAGGUGGCCCUGCCGGUUGGCCUCCGGCCGGCCGCCCUGCCAGGCAUCAUCACGCGCAAUGCCUUUGGCCGAGGCCCGGCCGGGGGGCUGGGCCUCGGCUCCGGCGGCAUGGCCGCCCGACGGCUCUCGGUCGCGGUGCCGGCCGUGUGCCACUGCCAGCGGCGCCUGGCCGCCUGGUUCCGGUGGUGCCUGUCCCCCCCGCAGAUGGGCCCCGAGGACUUGGGCCGGUUCCUGGCCUUUGCCACCGGCACGCCGCGCAUGCCGGUCGGCGGGCGCCUGGCCACCAACCACUCCGGGCGUCUGACCGUCCGGCCCAUCCUCUCGGCCGGGUACCUGCCCACGGCGCACACAUGCUCCGGGGACCUGGACAUCCCGGUGUUCCCCUCGCGCGAGGCCAUGCUCCAGGGCCUCCUCCGGUCCAUGGAGACCACCGGCUUCCAGCUCACCUAG